AUGGCUCGGACCUUCGCGCAGACAGUGGACGUGGUAAGGCAAUCGCCGCUGAUGAAACAGCCCAUGACGGAAGAGGGGCAAGAGGAAGAUUGCCCUGGGAGCUUUGAGGAUGGCUGUGUGGAGGUGGGUGACACGUUGGGCUCCCUCCGCAUGGAGGCCUUUGAAAUCAGUGAUGCACUCUCGCAGGAGGCCAUGUCGGAAAUGAGGAGUUUCAACUUCUGUCGCUCAGCACGCAAGUCCAUUCUAUUGAGCCUGGGCGUCUCAGAAGGCGCAGCGCCCUCACCCGAGAUGACACAGGACAUCCUUCGGCCCUACUCCAAGGCUUCGGAUCUGGCAUGCGUGAAUGCAUACAUGGCGAUACUGCUAGGAGCAGGUACAUUUCGCCUGUCGCGUGCGAUUUCUCGAUGUGGAUGGUUGGUGGGAUUUGGUGCACUGACAUGUCUUAGCCUUUUCCACAUCUUCAUCUGCCUGCGGCUAGUCGAGGUCCCACAGCUGAUUGAACGGGAUGUACCCAACGCGACCUUCCUCGCCAAGAUCUUCCUGUUGUCACGCAGUUAUCUCUUCUACGCGGUGCUAUCAAUGUUGAGCUGGUACGGGGCAUGCGCCAUUCAGUUGCAGAAUGUGUUUCUGAACGUCUUGAGUGUCGUGACCCCAGACAUGGAACAACAUGCUGACGACUUCGAGGAUUUGGAUACGCCGUUCGGGUGGAAGAUUGUCGGCACAAUUCUGCUGGCCAUCGUCAUCGUUCCACUAUCUUUGAAGACGAGCGCUAAGGACCUUCAGACGAAAGCCUCCUACGCCGUUUACUCCAUGCUUGCCAUCGGCAUUAUCGAGAUGACCUGUGCAUCUAUCCAUGGUUUUGCGACUUGGUUCUCUGACCAGCCUAACGAUUACUGCAUGGUCGGAAAGCAGAUCCCUCAAGGCCUCUAUGACAUGGGCAUGGCCUUUGGGGGCAUAGCAAUCUGGCCUUACGUCUUGGCUGACAUGCUGAACCCAGGCAAUGCCAAGAUUGUAGUCGUCAAGGCGACCACGAGGAUAAUGUUUUUCUACCUGUUCGUGGCGAUGAUUGGCUACUUCGGCUGGGCACGCACUAUCGAGAAACGCACGCCAUUACAGCAGAUGAUGGAGAUGGGCCUUUGGUACCAAAACGCUGCACGCAUCAUCAGCGCGCUGUUCGUGCUGAAGACAGUGACCACUUUUCCAUUGACUUUCUGGCCGUUAUAUCGAGAGUUCGAAGCAUUGAUCCAGCUGGACGAUUCGCCAGGUUUGCAGCUUCAUCUGGCAUGGGCCAUUCGCAGACAGCGGUUGUUGAAGAUUGCCACGAAAGUUCUGCUUGUCACUACAUGCAUCUCCAAUUUGCUCCUGCCGCUUGAAACUAAACGCUAUUUGAUGGCUAUUUUCAUGGGCCUGCCACUGAAUGUGGGCCAGUUCGUGUUCCCGGCUUGCGUUGGGUGCUUGGCCAUUCGGCGCCACAGACAGAUUCUAAAAAUGAGGAACGAAGCUGUAGAACCGGGAGGCAGGAGCGAAGCUAAGUACGUCUGCAACAGCUUGGAAGUUCAUUAUUCUGCCGUCCACGCUGCCGCAGCAUUAAUGAUUGUGCUUGGCAUCGUUUGGUUUAUUGGGACGCUUUGUCAACUCGGGGUGCUCGCAUGA
Messenger RNA from Symbiodinium sp. CCMP2592, 1653 nucleotides. NCBI's taxonomy places the organism in Eukaryota, Dinophyceae, Suessiales, Symbiodiniaceae. The record is from the annotation of a GenBank genome assembly.